Molecule: messenger RNA, 689 nt
Organism: Capsella rubella
Lineage: Eukaryota; Viridiplantae; Streptophyta; Magnoliopsida; Brassicales; Brassicaceae
Exons: 2
Coding region: 105-569 (154 amino acids)
Source: RefSeq, a predicted model, not a curated record
ACUGUACUUUUUUUUAGAUCCGAGUCAACUCAACUCAGUCGUGGCUUCUCUCUUUUUCACCUCCGACAAAAGAAGCUACUCUCUACCUCGCUUCAAGUGAUCCUAUGGAAGAGAACAACAACGCCGGGAGCGAUUCUGACUCUAACUCCGUCGACGAUCCACAAGACUAUUACGAGCCGAUCUCAGCCGUCGAUCUAGACACCGCCAAUGACGACGGGAGCGAUGUGGAAGACAGUUAUAAUCCGAUCGGCGGAGAUGGCUUCAGCCACGGCAUCUCCAACGGCCAUUGUAUGAUUCCGGAAACAGAGGAAGGGAUCUCUUCUAUUAGCAUAAACGGAGACGCAGAGAGCGAAGAAGAGGCGGAGAUGGAGACGGAAUCGGAGAUCCGUAGAGCGUUUGAAGAGGACGAACGGCGUAGAAGAUCACCGUUAAUGGAGGAGAAUACCGUUAGGGUUAUGGAGGCAAUGCGCGCAAUCUCGUUCCCUGGAAUGGCUCCUGAUUGGGCUUCCGAUGUUAAUGAGGAUCGUUGGAUUGAUCAGCUUCGAAGAUUGAGAUCCACUUCUCAAUAACUCAACUCUCCUGAUUUAUAUCAAACUCAAUACUUUGUUCUCCGUUCAAGAUCUUUCUCAAUGUUCGUUUUCUCGAGUGUUGGUACAGCAGAAUCGGUAAAGACAUUUGAUUAAUUUUUA